ACUGUUUCAUUUGAUUAAUCAAACCAUUAAUCAAAUUAAUCUUCUCUUCUUCCUUUAAAUCUAACAUUUCUGUAAUAAACUAAAAACCAAACAACCUUAUUAAUCAAAAAAACCAAACAGAAGAGAAGAGCCUGUCUUCUGCUUCUGUUUCUUCAUUAAUGGCUUCCCUCUCAAACCUUGUCAACAGACCCACUUACCCUCGUCACUCUCUCCCAAAAUCAUUCACUACCCAGUUCGCCUCUCCUGUUAAAAUAUCAUUCUCUCAAAAAAAACGAGCAGUUCGUGUCCGGGCCGGGUUGAUUGAACCCGACGGCGGGAAGCUCGUCCAACUGUUUGUUGAAAAGUCUGAGAGAGAUGUUAAAAGAAAAGAGGCGAUUUCGUUGCCUAAAGUUAAGUUGACGAAGAUUGAUCUUCAAUGGGUUCAUGUUUUAAGCGAAGGUUGGGCUAGUCCCCUCGCCGGAUUCAUGAGAGAAUCCGAGUUCCUCCAAACUCUUCAUUUUAACUGUCUCCGUCUUGAUGACGGGUCGGUUGUUAAUAUGUCUGUUCCGAUUGCGCUUGCUAUUGAUGAUCUGAUGAAGCAGCGGAUCGGUGAGUCGAAACGGGUCGCUCUUGUUGACUCGGAUGAUAACACUGUCGCCAUUCUGAAUGAUAUCGAGAUCUACAAGCACCCCAUAGAAGAACGGAUAGCAAGAACAUGGGGAACUACUGCCCCUGGUUUACCAUUUGUUGAAGAAUCUUUAGCUAAGUCUGGGAACUGGUUGAUUGGAGGCGACCUGGAGGUUAUAGAACCAAUCAAGUACCAUGACGGUCUUGAUCGUUUUCGGUUAUCACCUGCAGAACUCCGUCAGGAAUUCACCAAACGUAACGCGGAUGCUGUAUUUGCUUUUCAGCUCAGAAACCCUGUGCACAAUGGUCAUGCUUUACUAAUGACAGAUACUCGUAGGCGGCUUCUUGAGAUGGGCUAUAAGAACCCUGUCCUUCUGCUUCAUCCAUUGGGAGGCUUUACAAAGGCAGAUGAUGUUCCACUUAGUUGGCGAAUGAAACAACAUGAGAAGGUGCUUGAAGAUGGUGUACUUGAUCCUGAGACAACUGUGGUUUCUAUAUUCCCAUCUCCCAUGCACUAUGCAGGUCCGACUGAGGUUCAGUGGCAUGCAAAAGCUCGGAUAAAUGCAGGAGCUAACUUUUACAUUGUUGGUCGGGAUCCUGCUGGAAUGGGUCAUCCCGUUGAGAAAAGAGACUUGUAUGAUGCUGACCAUGGAAAGAAGGUGCUGAGUAUGGCUCCAGGACUGGAGCGGCUUAAUAUUCUUCCUUUCAAGGUUGCUGCAUAUGACAAGACUCAGGGUAAAAUGGCAUUUUUUGAUCCCACAAGGGCUCAGGACUUUGUUUUCAUAUCCGGCACAAAGAUGCGAACACUUGCAAAGACCAAAGAGAGUCCUCCUGACGGAUUUAUGUGCCCUGGUGGCUGGAAAGUAUUGGUCGAUUACUACGACAGUGUUUCUCCUAUCGACAGUGGCAAAAUACCUGAACCUGUUCCCGCUUAGACGGACUUGCUUGUACCAUAAUGUAACGUUAUCUGAUUGGGAGAAACUUUAAAAUCUUAAUUUUAUCUCCACUGUGGUGAAAUUAUUGUAAAAAUUGCUUUCGGAUCUACAAUAAAAGCAUGGGGCACUGAUACAGGCACACAAAACUUGCCUCAAUAUGUAAUUAGGUCUGGGAUUUUUCAUUUGGUGCCCUCGUGUGCUGGCGCCUCUGUAUUACACUGUGAUAUGUUUCUAUUGAAGGAUUUAGACUGUUGGGGUGUUUAUUUUAA
This is a messenger RNA of Mercurialis annua (annual mercury), 1810 nucleotides long. Its product is annotated as ATP sulfurylase 1, chloroplastic. Gene Ontology annotation, molecular function: sulfate adenylyltransferase (ATP) activity; adenylylsulfate kinase activity. Bases 159 to 1541 code for a protein of 460 amino acids. Gene Ontology annotation, biological process: sulfate assimilation. The transcript has 5 exons. The record is from RefSeq and is a predicted model, not a curated record. NCBI's taxonomy places the organism in Eukaryota, Viridiplantae, Streptophyta, Magnoliopsida, Malpighiales, Euphorbiaceae.